This is a messenger RNA of Lachancea thermotolerans CBS 6340, 3069 nucleotides long. RefSeq names its product Nup120p (gene NUP120). The record is from RefSeq and is a predicted model, not a curated record. Gene Ontology annotation, cellular component: nuclear pore. NCBI's taxonomy places the organism in Eukaryota, Fungi, Ascomycota, Saccharomycetes, Saccharomycetales, Saccharomycetaceae. Bases 1 to 3069 code for a protein of 1022 amino acids. Gene Ontology annotation, molecular function: protein binding; structural constituent of nuclear pore. The transcript has a single exon.
AUGGCCUCGGUAUCGUACUUUUCCAAGGUCGAUGCCAAUUUACAGGACUUCAAAAGUGAGAAAGGAAAUGGGAGUGUAGUCAACCUAUCUCUCAAUUCAAGCUCACCAGCAGUGGAUCUCAGAAAUACUUUCAGUGAUUAUUCGAAUACCAUAAGGUUGCUCAAUGACGAAUAUAUCUGCUAUCAGUUUUCGCACGAGUAUUCUGUUUUAUCCCUGUACUCUCUUAGCGCUGCAAUUGCAGGCAAAACUAUUGUUAUACAAUUGCCAGAGCACAUGUUAAACAUGUACCACACUUUCACAAUUCGUGAGAUUGACGGUGAGCUGGUGCUCGAGCUUAUCUUACGCGAUGGACUGUACUUAGUGUUGUACUUCCCGCUUAAUUGUAUCCUGGAUGGGGCGGCCGAGACUCCGGAGAAUUGGUUUACAGUGCUAAACCCCUACGAUUUUACAGUAAGGCGGCCCUUAUAUGCAUACUCUGUUUCAGCCAGUUCCACAAUCAUUUUCUUGGAAGAUGGUGGACUGCUUGGCUUGACAAAGUCAAAGAACGAGCGCGGUGAGCAUGAAGUGACCCCUGUCCUUUUCAAUGACAACAGUUAUCUGCAAAGCCUUACGAAAAUGUUCUUUCUGAGACGAAACCCGUCUCAAAACUUCAAUGUCGCUAGCUGCAUAGUAUACCGUGACCGCUACUUGUUAACCCUCACCCAGAACUGCAAACUGAGAGUUUGGGACUUGAAGCAUCAGACAGCAGUCUUUGAAAAAGACUUAGCGGUCAACGAGAAGCAUCAAAAUAAAGUAUAUGAGACUAUUGGCCAGUUUAUGUCGCUUUAUGAAGACAAACUAGCGAUUUUUCUACCCUUUGAUAACGGCAUCUUUCAAUUAUGGGAUCUCAGACUAGAUGCCCAGGGCCACAUAGCACUCAACCCCGGGCCUACUUAUUCCAGCAACUUGUCUUCAUCGUCAAUAUGGUCACUAGUUGACAUGAAAUUGACUAAACCCCUUGACUCAAACUGCUUCUCGGGUUAUAUGAACCUUGUUGUUUUGUGGAGAAGCAAUAGUGUUACGAAGCUGCAGGUUUUAAAUCUUAUCUCGGAGGACUUGCAACAGCACCAGUGGCUGGAGGCAGUCAAUCAGUCUUUAAUGGACCUCCGAGCAGACCUCAGUCUGUUGACGAACGGCGACACUGACCGUGCGUUAAUGAACCUGAAAUCGCACUACACACCUGCGCUUUAUAAGCGCGCUCAGAGCACAUUAAGCGAAAGCGGGAUCUUACUGUCCCCAGAAUCUCCGUACAAUCAUGAAUACCUGCUAAACUUAGAGUCAGUUCUGAAGGACCUAAAAAAGCGUAAUGAUGAGCCCUCGUCACUGACACUUUACCAUGGUGAGAUCAUAAUGGUCAAUUCCCUCUCACUAUAUUCACAUGCGCUCUACAAGACCAAUUCUAGACUUGAAAGCAUUUUUUACAAUCUCAAUGAAGAGCAGUCCAGUAAGGAUGACCUUGGAGAUUAUCUUCGGACGAUUGAAGGUUUUGCAUCAACGCUCUCAAGUCAAGUCUUAUUCGAGGUUUCUGAAGCUUUUCUUGAUAUGGUGACUUCUAGCUUUCCUUCCGAGAUACCGAUUAAGGACAAGCUCACAGAGAUAUAUACUCGACACUUGGAUGGUAAUUUCCACAUGGCAAACUUAAGGAAACUGUUCGAAGAACUGAGUCGGCUAGAUGUUAUCAAGAUUCUUAAUAUAUUCAUUGAUAACCAUUUACAGAAGGAGGGAAAUGAGGAGCCUCUCAUAGACUCGAUAAUCCCUAACAAGCUGGUCAACGUGGCACUUCUAGAGAGCACGCAUCAGGCUAUAUUAGUCCAAAACAACUUGGUGCUAAAAGCUCUGUUAAUUUUCGCAUUCAUGGAUUUUGAUUACUCCAUUUUUCAGCCUCAGAUUAAGACGCUACUCUCCCUACAUUACAAGCAGUGCCUGUGGAUUAGUCUGUAUCAACUUGACAAGGACCUGUUGGCGUCUGAGGUCUUCGCAAGGACCAGCAAGUUUGGUAAUGGUUACAAAAUAAAAACGUAUUCAGACUGGUCCAUGUCGUCUACAAUAGUUUUGAAUGAAAUAUACAGUAUGCCUGUUUCACCUAAUCCGCUUUUCAUUGAAAGUUUUGAUAAGUUUGUUAUGUCAGGAACAAAGAGCCCCAAGCUUUGCAACUCCUAUUUGAGAGUGGUUCAGCAAAGAUUCUACAUCCACUCCAAUGUUGCACACGAAUUCAUGCUGGGGCUCAGCUACUUCAUGUGCGGGAUGUACGAUCUUUCCUUUGAAUUUUUGCAAAAACACCCCUACCCAGAAACAUUACCUUUGGAGUUCCCUGAUCGCUUAUACAUGCCGCUUCAGAAGGAUGGACAUCUGUGGAGAGACGUGAUAGGUUCUUUCAAACUACCUUACAAGCAUUCGGCGUACUACUUUAAUUUGUCAAAAUUGUUUUCUGUGGCAAACAGCUUUGAAUAUGCGCUUAAGUGCGUCAAAAAAUCAAUCAAGCUCUCCAGUGAGCAACGAGAAGCAGAAGAACCACUAAAUUUUAAGAAGGCUCAGCUGGUUCAAUAUUUGAAGACUCUUAUCGUAUUCUCCAAUUAUGAGGAAAUUUUGGACGUUUUGAGAUGCAGCUUCGAAACGCUACCAGGAGAUGUUAGAGCAGCUUACUAUAAACAAAUUCUGACAAGCUUGCAGCAUAGAGAAGCUUUUUUUGCGAAGCUUUUGACACUAUGUAGGGAUUCAUCGGGAGCCUUUCUGCCAGUUGACGACUACAAAAUUCUAGAUGAAAUUCUUUUGGAAGAGGUCUCUAAAACAAGUUGGGAAACCUACAAGAGGCUCUACAGCUUUAGGCUGAUAAACGACCAUGAUAGAGCGGCAGCAGAAAUACUUUACCAUUAUGUUAUACAUGGGGAGAGCGUGGACAUAAAGAAAAAAUGUUUGUUACUGAUUAUCAACAUUUUGAGCAGCUUCAAUUCAGACGGAGACCGCUGGAUCCUCGCGGGAGGUAACCCGGUAACACUUCGUGAUGUGAGAAUGGAAUUGAAUGCAUUGUAG